Cylicocyclus nassatus is the source of this 6816-nucleotide messenger RNA. Lineage: Eukaryota; Metazoa; Nematoda; Chromadorea; Rhabditida; Strongylidae. The record is from the annotation of a GenBank genome assembly.
AGCUGUUAUGGGAGAUGCCUCAGAUUCGAGUGAAAACAUUCGAGACGAAGAGAUGGAAAAUAAUGAUGAAGAAGAAAGCGAAAGUUCAGCCGAAGAUGCGGGUGAUGGAGAUCAACAAACAGAUUCUGACAGAGCAGAUCCAAUCGCUGUAGACAGUAAAAGGUUCGCAAUCCCUCCCAAUGAUGAUUAUCUCAUGAGUGAUACUGUGUACAAAUUUGUUGUUAAGAGCGAAAUAACAAUGGAAGAGGCCCGCAAUGCAAUCGCUGGUUUCACCAGAUUUCUCGAUGAUGGUGAUUACUUUGAGAUUCACACUUUCUUCGAUGAGUUCUAUCACAUUUCAAGGUCUCAUGGUAAAAUCAGAACAUGGGAUUUGUGGAUUGAUCUCGUACAGCUUUUGCUCCAAGGGUUCAAUUCAUUCAAACCGGAUCUUGUAAAUACCGUCUGUCAUGUGGCGAGCGUUGGUGAUGAUGUUUCCCAAAAUAUGAAGGACACGUGCGCAGACAAACUUGAAUUCAUGGAGAUGUUUGUAUACUUGAUCAAAAACCUUGUGCUUCGCCUCGAGACCCUUGUAGUGAAAAGAGCUUAUAUCGAAAAUGGUGCUUAUGUCUCUGAUGAAGAUGAGCUAGGAUAUGACGAUGAUGCUAUUGUGGACGAAAAUAUACCUGAUGACGCACUAGAAGUAUGGUAUAAUGUGCGGAAUGAGAUACUAGAAAUGAUUGAUUUUAUUUGCUGUCUCAAUAUCUCGCGGGGCAAUGGCGAGGUUAUCGAGAAUGCUAUCCAGUAUCUGUCGCGUCCACCGCGACUGGAUGGAGAGCUCCUAAGGUGUUUUUCUGCGAUAAUCCUGAAGUUUGCCUCCCAUCCACGUUACGCUAAAAAGACUGCGAAAGACGAGCUAGAGAAGUUGUUCGCACAUAUGCGCCCUAUCUGUGUUGGAUUUGAUUAUGCCAGCUCGUUUGCCGAAGAGUUGGUUGACGCAAGUAUGAAAUUCGAUUAUCUGAAAGAUGCACGGUCUGAUUAUCCAUUCGUUGAUGUACUAGAGAAAGUUGCGGGACAUGGACGAAUGCAUGAGCAAAUGCUGUCGGUUAUGUUGAUGCGUUUAUGGAGACUAGUUCCUUUUGAAGCGGCCGGAACAUUGCAGAGGCCAUAUGUAGCACUAGUUCAAAAGUUAUCAAAUCGUGCUCCUGAAGUGUUUUUGGACCAUUGUGCGCAAGCGGCCCGUGCUCUUGAUUAUGAUCCACCCGCGCUGCGUACCGCAAUACUGGAGGCUUUUUGUCAGAAUAUAUGCAAUAACGAACUUUUGGCCCCCAAAUAUGUGCGUCCAGGAACCAGCGUUUAUAACAGUUAUGUGAUCAUGACGGACUGUCUUUUGGACUUUCUCGCAGAUGCCAAUCCACAAGUUCGCUUAAACGUGUUGGGUUACUGGAUACAAAUUGCCAACGCCCGUCGAGUCCCUUUUGAUUCACUCAAGAAGGGUCUAUUCUUUGUAAUAACUGAACGUUUGAAGACAGAGAAGUCGGCAGCUGCGCGUAAAUUGGCUAUGCAAUUCCUCGUCUUGUAUCUUCUGCUUGGUCCUUUUGGCAAGGAAUUGAAUUUUGCUGAGCUGAGCCAAGCAUGCACAAACUUGGCAGAAUUUAUCAAGCGGAUCGAGGUGCUCGAUCCAGAGCGACCCGGUGUGCAAGUCAUCAUGAAUCGGUUCAAUUCGUUUUCGGAUCAGUUGAAGGAGACAUUGACCCGUGUGAUAGAAACGAAAAAGUAUGAGGAAAACACUGACGAUUUGACUGAUAAGCCGCUGGAGGAUAUCAUUCUUGUGAUGGUGGAUAUGGUAGAGAUGUCUAUGGAGCCCGUGGCCUGCAUUUUAGCGAAGAUGUGUUACUUGGGGAAGUUCAAGAAAGUUGACCCAAAUGUCUCGACGAAUGAACUCGUUGAUGCGAUCAUUAGUGAAUUUCGUCGUUACUAUAUCACAAUGCACAUGGGCUACAUAGGAGACUCUUUGGGACAGACUCGACUGGAAGAAAUGGGUGUUUUCUUUGAGGAAAAUAUGGAUCGUGCUGAACGUGCGGUUAAUGUUGUGCAGGAGAAAAUGCUGUUUGCUGAGCAAAUGACUUUGCUGUUCUCGCACAUCUACGAAGCCUUGGAACAGAAUAGUUUCACAGACGUCAACUAUGCGGUUACCUUUUUCGCCACCUGCUACAGGUUCAAGAUCAGAAAAUCGGCAUCUGCUUUAUACAAAAUGUACUUAUCAGGAAAUACUAAUGCUGUGACUGAGGUUCUCAACACGAUCAGAAUGCUUUUCCUCAAAAGAAACGCCAGAGGAGAUGUUGAUAUAAUGGAAACAGCAAAUUCUCUUAUGGAAAAACUGACUGAUCAAGAGGAUGGGGAUCGUGUUGCUAUCGAAGAGCUUAUCUAUCACGCAUUUGUAAACGACCCUUUUCCUCCAGGGCUUGUGACUCACCUUAUGAACAUCGUAUGUAAGGUUUAUUCACCUUUUAAAUGUCCUGCACUAGCAGUUCUACCGUUGUUGACUAGGAUAGAUCCGUAUGGAAUGCGAAAGCAUUUUCGCGUUUUUCACAAAUGUAUCCGGUGCAAGGAUGUGCGUGAGGCUUUCUAUGCGCUGCAGACUAUCUCGCUCUUGAUUCCAACCACAGAGGAUGAUCCGGUAAAAGAAGAAGAAAAUCAUGCCUAUCGUCUACGAGCUACUGACUCCUUAUUUGCGGACAUCGAAAAUCUUUUCAUACGAAUUCUGCUAUCAGAUUAUGAGGAGCGUCUGUCUGAUGGAACUCCAGUGUCAGAUUACUGGUAUAGAUGUACACGGAGUUGUAUCAAGGCAGUGUUUGCGAUCGCUGCUGAUGUAGACUUCGUAAUUACAAGACUUCUGGCUAAGAGCAUCUUUUUUGCCAAGCGAGCAACUGAGGCCUACAUAGCGCACGUGCAACUGGAGGAAGCGGGAAAAAUACCACAGAAUGUUAGCCAGGAGUUGAUCAAGAAGAGGAAAGGCUAUCUGAAUGGGGCUUGGCAAAGGACAACCGAGCGCGCCCUCAUAAUAAUUGCAGAGAUAGUUGAAGGAAUUCUCGCGUAUGUUGACAACAAUUUCCCUAAACUGCUCAAACGAUCUAUGGAGCUAGGUGAUGCUGCCGCGCAGGACUUGGAAGAUGUUACGGAGCCGUACGCAGACUAUGCCAGGGCACACACUGAUCUCGAAAUGGAUUUUGCUUACCAAGAGGGCAUAUUUGCCAGAACUGUAGCUGCUAAGAUGAAAGUCGCUGACUCACAGCCAGCAGAGAAGAAUGGCGAAAGGUCGGAGACCGAAAGCCAUUUAUCGGAAUCGCAUGCGGAGAAAGCAGAUAAGGAUGAUGAUGAUGACGAAGAUGACAACUCUAAUCGGCCUUCUACUGACGAACUUAUCCGUACCCGUACUAUGGACUUGCUGGAAACCAAGUUGCUACAGAAGGAUCACAUAUUGGGCCGAUGCCUGACGAUGGUUGUGUAUUUCGUUCGAUGUCCAAACAAUCCAAAACCAAUCACUGAUGCGGCACUGCAAGCUUUUAGCAAAUUUUUAUUGAUUUGUCCGCAGUUCUCUGAGAGAGCUAGUUCGCUUUUCCUCACAUUCACAUGUUGCCAUCCAGACGCGGACAUGAGGGAGUAUCUUCUGGUAUCUGCCGUUGACAUUAUGCAGCGAUUUCCUUCCAUGCUUGAUCGCCAAGCAUUAUUCUUAUUUGAAAUGACCGUUGACGUAGAUGCUAGUGUAAAAAUUACCGCACUGCUGUAUUUAACGAAGAUGCUCACACGUGACAUCCUCAAGCCCAGAGGUACACUAUCAAAUGUUGCCCUCUGUAUGCUUCGAAAAAGUGCGCCAAGCAACAACUCCAGUUCCUCCCAAGUCCGUACUGGCAAUCGUGAAGUGAUAGCUCUCGCGAGGAAACUGUUUUAUGAGAUCUCAAUCAAGGGUAAUUUGCUGGUGAAUGUCAUGCCCGACAUAAUCUGUCGCGUCUGUCGUUUUGAGAAGGAAGUGUCAUUGAGUGAUUUUAGAUUUAUCGUCAAGAAGCUUCUACCUUUGAUUGCCGACAAGCCUUUGGAUUCAGUUGUAGAGAAGAUGUGCCAAAGAUUUGAGUUUUGCAACAGUGCUGAGGCUACGGCUCACAACAAGCAUAUCGCUCAUUACUUUUCAUACUUUAUCUCACAGCUUCCCUUAUCGGAUUCCUCAUUUUACAAGAUGCGAGAUUCGAUAGCAUAUUUCGCUCCUUUCUUAGAAGAUUUAGUUGUAUACAACGACCUUAUUGCGCCCUUGAAUCACCUCGUAUCAUCCACUCAGUCACUGGAUGUAAAGCAUGACGCUGAAGAAUUCCUACUCAAAGUUGAGUUUCUACACGUGAGACACUCUCUCACUGAAGAAGAGAGAGAUAGAAUGAGCAGGGCUGUCGGGCCUAUAAAUCUUGAUGUACCAGUCAAGCUCGACAAAGAUGUGCACGAAAUUCUAAGUUUCAACAUAAUGCCGGGUGGUCGUGGUAAUCGACGAGAUGUGAAACAGUUGUCAAAAAAUCGCUUUUCGCGGUUGGAUUCCGAUAUCGUGAGCUCCUACGUUGAUGACGACGAAGAUGAGCGGCCUCGACCGAGACAAGGCACUGUUAGCCGCGUUAUCAAUAUGCUUGCCGGACGGGUAAUGCAUGGCAACGGCGGCAAUCGGCGAGGCAGAAAGGAUGAACAAACAAUGAGAAGUGCUGGCGGAGUUUCCCGCCAUACUGAAAUGGUUUAUAAAAUUCGGAUACCAUACGGUCGUAAAUUUACGGUACCAUGGAUAAUGAAGCAGUUGCAUCAACAAAUCGAGGACAUUAAACCACUGCUAGUGACAGUUACUCCACGUGGAGACGUCGAAUUUUUCUUGAAGAGCGAAGACACUGCUGAUGCAUGCAAAGCAAUCUCACGCCGAAUAGUGCACAAAAUUACCGGCGACAGGAUGUCGAUACUUGUUGAUAAAGUUGUUGCGCCAUGGACUAAGUUGAACAAGGAAGAAACUGCAGUGAUCCAGGAAGUUGUUGACAGUCGAUACAAUCAUGAUUCUCGUUCGCUUGAUCUCAGCGAGUUUGCCUUGGAUCAGAAAUUCAAAGAUCGCGACUUGCAUAUGAUGCUCAAUAAGAACAACGUUAUGUUGACAGUUGUAGACAGAAUAGAUGAGCGAUACGGGUCAAUCACAGCACUCAGCCUUCAGGGCAAUCGUCUCCGAUUUUUGGAUUACGCAGCAGUGCUUGUGAGCGUUACCAAGUUGCUGAAAGUUUUGGAUCUAUCCAACAAUCAAAUUGAUAAAAUCAGCGAGUUGGAAAAGCUCAAAGGACUUCCCGUAGAGACGCUUUUCUUCGAAGGAAAUCCCCUUGUUGAACAGCUAACAACGGCAUCAGGAUAUCUCAGCGCCGUUCACCAAGUCUUUCCGAAAGUUUGUGUGCUGGAUGGAUCCCCAGUACAGCCUGCCGCUGUGCACGUGCAAUCCUUGGACGAUGAUGAGAUAACAACGGAGCCUCCGAGCAGGCCUGGUUUCUAUGGAAGCGACAACUUACGAGUACUGGUGGAGCGAUUUCUCGUUGAGUACUAUAAGCUAUAUGAUGGUGAAGAAGGAAAUGUUACAAGGAAAAAUCUUGUGCAAGCUUAUGAUCAAGAUAACUCUUCGUUUACAAUCACGAUAUCUCAUCUGAAAGACAUGUCUAACGAGGGACCAGUUCGAUAUCCGAAUGAUGCUUGCUACAAUCUCUACAUCCGUUCGUCCCAUAAUGUAUUAUGUGAAGAAAGGUGGCAACGGAAUCGUGCCAUUCGGACAUAUCGUGGAGCAAUGGAUAUUGCUGUAGCUCUGUCAAAAUUACCUAUCACCAACCACUACACAGAGUCUUUCAUAGUCGAUACACACUUGAUCUCGGAGGAACUCUUAGCGUUUACUGUGCAAGGAUUAUUCGAAGAUGGUAAAUUUGCCAAACCCGGGGAGGUACCUCAAUUGAGCUUCUUCUCGAGGUCAUUUGUUGUUUCGCCGCGAGCGAAUGAGUCUAUAGCAGUUAUCUCUGAUAUGUUGUACAUCACAGGAAUCACUCCAGCGCGAGUCGCUCGGUAUAAGCUAAUGCUAAAUAAGGCCGCGUCCAACGGACCCGCUCCAGGCCCAGCUGCACCAGUUGCGCCAAUGAAUCCCAUUGCACAAGCUACAAAUUCCAUCAAUGGAUUACAGAUGUCUAGUCAACCCUCUAUAGAAGUCAAGAAACAAAUGGUUGAGCAGUUUUGCAAAGAUAGUGGAAUGAUCCCGGCUUGGUCAGAAAAAUGCUUAAUCGAUUUUGACUGGAAUUAUGAGGCUGCAGGGCAAGCGUUUGUUGCUAACAAGGAUAGCAUACCUAAAGAGGCAUUCGCAUCAGUGUAACGAGUUUAAGCAGGACUAACGCUUUGUAUAGUCAUCAACUUUAUCUCGGAAAGUAGUGAUUGAUUAGGUCAUUGAUAUGUUGUUUGUAUUGAGUGAUUUGUGCUAUUGUUGUGUUAGUGUUGCAAUUCUUUGUCAUUACUCAUUCCUUUUAUAGUUGGGCGAAAUCUACUUUUUUCGAAAUCAAUCAGGAAUGAUCGGUGCACUUUCAAGUAUAGCUCAAACUUAAUCGCUUCAUUCUUUGAGUGCGCAAGCGGUCUUCCCACCUCCAUCGAACCCGAUCUCCUGUUUCUAGAUCGGGUUGAUUAGUUCACGGCCCUUCUUAUAUCACCUGCAACCGUCCCUAUCAUCGUGGCAUACCGGCAUUUUCUCACUUCUGCCAUUUGCCCAGGGGACCAGCCCCUUUUACGGAAGGCAGCUUGUGCGCAUCAAUU